Molecule: messenger RNA, 3226 nt
Organism: Sinocyclocheilus grahami
Lineage: Eukaryota; Metazoa; Chordata; Actinopteri; Cypriniformes; Cyprinidae
Product: probable G-protein coupled receptor 146
Exons: 2
Coding region: 552-1619 (355 amino acids)
Biological process (GO): G protein-coupled receptor signaling pathway
Cellular component (GO): membrane
Molecular function (GO): G protein-coupled receptor activity
Source: RefSeq, a predicted model, not a curated record
AGUGAGUCAGUUAAUGAGCUAACAAAUGAAAAGUGGUAAAUUGAUUUUAAACUUGUGAAAGUUGCUCAUUAAGUCUUAUUGACUGAUUAAUGACCAGUGACAUUUGAUAUGAAAAACGGUGUGUUAUAGUGUAAUAUUUACUAAAUGUAAUCAAAAACGUCUUUUAUUUGCAUUUAAACCUCAUUUGUGUUGUAUGUGUUUAGAAAGAGCGGCAGAUUUCGAGGUUUUCAAACAUUUAAUCCCAUUAAUUUUGUGUUAAGGAGCAAAAUAAAUGGAAAAGCGCAUUACCAUGUUGUUGUUGUUUUUCAUUUGCCUGAAGUUUAGUCUCAUACUAUGUCACAUUGGCUUAUUUUGCAAUAUAUCUGUGUACAAAUGAUGUUGCUGGGAAGUGACAUCGGACUUCUUUUUUUUUUAUUGCCUAAACAACCAAAAACCCUAGAGAGUCUACAUUACCGUUGGAUCAGGUCCAUGUAGGACUUGUAAGAGGAUGGCAGUGUGCCUAUGCUUUCUGUUGAAGAUCGCAGACGUCAUAUGAGACAGCUGAGAAAAGCAUGCCUCUUUGCCUGAAGACACUACUGAUUCAGAAAGAAGGAUCGGACACCUUUGGAAAUCUAGAAAUGUGGAGCUGCAUGGUUUACAAUGAGACGAACGACAGCGUGGACCUCCGGCUCUGCCAGGACUUUGGACUCAUUCUGUCCAUCUUCUCUCUUGUGUAUCUCAUCGUCUGCUUUCCAUUGGGGCUUUGCUACAAUGCCCUGCUGGUGGUGGUUAACCUUUCCAACAAGGUCACCAUGACCAUGCCUGAUGUCUACUUUGUGAACAUAGCCAUUGCUGGCCUGGUGCUCAACUUGGUGGCUCCAGUAGAGCUUCUGGGGCCCAGUUUUACACGCUGGCCCAUGUGGGAGUACAACAACGAGCUCUACAUUACCCUUCUCAUUCUCUUCAACAUCUCCUCUCUGGUCAUCAUGUACUCCACAACCUUGCUCAGUCUGGACUAUUACAUCGAGCGAGCUCUCCCACGCACUUACAUGUCCAGUGUCUACAACACCAAGCACGUUUGCGGCUUCAUCUGGGGCGGUGCCAUUCUCACCAGCUUCUCUUCGCUGCUCUUCUACGUGUGCAACCACGUCUCCACUAAAAUCAUCGAGUGCUCCAAGAUGCAGAACAAAGAGGCGGCUGACGCCAUCAUGAUGUUCAUUGGGUACGUGGUGCCGGCAGUGGCAGUGCUUUAUGCAGUCGUGCUAAUCCUCCGGAUCCGGAAGGAGUCCACCCCUUUGGACCAGGACUCUGGGAGGCUCGAUCCAUCCAUCCACAGGUUGCUGCUGGCCUCCGUGUGCAUGCAGUUUCUUCUAUGGACUCCAUACUACAUGACCUUACUGGUACACACAGUGGCCGGAGCUCCUGGGAGCCAUUCCAACAGGCAGCACCUUACCACAUACUUCUUCCUGAGAUGUUUAUCUGAGCUGCUCGCCUUCUGCAGUAGCUUCGCCAUUCCCCUCAUGUACAGGCAAAUGAAUAAGAACUUUUCCCAUAAACUGCAGCGGCUUCUGAAGAGGCUGCACUGCGGGGACCAAUCGUGCCCUCACGAACGCUCAGCAGUACAGCAGGUGGUUACAUGAAGGCUCGUGUCCAGUCAGACCUGCUUCUCCCUCACUGGCACUUACUCCGAAUCCACAGAAGUAGAGCCAGCACAUGAAUCUGGAUAUAUAUUGCGUGCUGAAAGGAAGUAUUUGCUCACCACAAGGAGUGGUAUGUGUCUCUGUGAAAUUGUAGAACCUCCGUAACAUUUAACGACUUAACUUUAUUUGUCCAUCUCUGCGAUGAAUGGGCGACCAAGAAGAAACCACUAAGUGCUGUUUCUGUGUAAGCUAUGUCUAUUCUUUGGGUUCUUGGGCCUGAGGAAAAUCUCAAACCAUCUGAUGGUCCUUUCAGUGGAGGGGGGAAAUGUUGAACGUUUGUAAUCUGUUACAGGAUAUGUGGCAUAGCCUUCUAAUGUGAUGCCUUUAGACCAACCUAUUCCCUUUUAGCUCAAGGCUAUAUUUCACACCAGGCUGUCUGUGUUGUGAUCCACAACAGCAUAAGCUCUUCAGUCUGGAUUGAGUUUUCUGGUCACACUUUCUAUAAAACCUCUCUGGUAGAUGCUAGUAAAUGCAAUAUAAUUACCUCAAUUUCACACACCAACGGGCAUUACAUUGGAAUGGUCUAACCAUCUUUUACAGCACUCAGAAAUAACCCAAUGAGACUGAUAUCAUGGAGUGGGAAAGAUUGUGUGUGUUUGCGUGCUGGUGGUUGUGAGUGUGUGUUCUCGAGUGCUUGCUGCUAAGGUGAUGUGCAUCAUAACUGCACAGCUGUUCAGCCAUAUUAAAUUCAAUCAAAUGUGUAUAGCUUAUUAAGAGGAAGCUAUAGAAAUGAUCCACUAGACAAUGGAUCACAGUUUUAAGGUCAACUAGUUAGAGAUUUAAUCUUUAUUCAAUACCUUUUCAAUCAUUAGUCUGUUUACUACUGUAAUUAUUAUCCGUGCACCAUGAGGAAGUGGUUAACAAUUCAUGUUUCGAGAUGUGAAUCCAAGUCGCAAAAGUCCAGUUGAUACAAUCAAAUAUAUUUGGUUUCAUUUAACAGCUCUAUGCAGUAGAUUAUUCGGUAAAACCGCUCAAAUUUGUACUGGAGCAUAUACAGUUGAUUUCUGAAAGUACUGAUCGGACUUCAGUGCUUCUAAGCGAUGAAUCACAUUGGGAUAACAUUUCCUUUCUGGUGCGCAUAUUUAAAAGAGAUUGUUUUUAUUGAGAUUAGUUGCAUGAGCGAUUUCAUUGUAUGCAUAUAUAGAGAGAUAUGCAUCAAUGCUCUCAGUCUGAGAGAAAAUUGUAGACGUUUCCAAAAAAUAAUACUCAGAGGCAGGAUGAGAAAUAGUACAGUUUAAGCUAGUAAAUGGUGUUAUUAUCGAAAAUGUCUUUACUCUUGUUUUUCUCGAGUCAGUGGAUGCAAAAUUAGUAUAUAUUGGAGAGAAAGCACUGUAUGUGAAUGGAAGAGUGAAGAAGUGUCAUUUGAAUCCACUCAUGUUUGCAAAGGAAAGAAUGUAUUUAAAGUCAUGAAGGGGAUUAAAAUCAGUUAACCCUUAAUCAUAAAUGAUGAAACAGCAUCAAAUCGCAAUGUUAUGGCUGUUAGCGUGCUAAUGCCAGUAUGUAUCAUAUUAAGAAUGUGAAUAUAUUGUACUUCAGAGAUUUACUGG